Molecule: messenger RNA, 5364 nt
Organism: Trichosporon asahii var. asahii CBS 2479
Lineage: Eukaryota; Fungi; Basidiomycota; Tremellomycetes; Trichosporonales; Trichosporonaceae
Product: DNA-directed RNA polymerase ii largest subunit
Exons: 4
Coding region: 1-5364 (1787 amino acids)
Biological process (GO): transcription by RNA polymerase II
Cellular component (GO): RNA polymerase II, core complex
Molecular function (GO): DNA binding
Source: RefSeq, a predicted model, not a curated record
AUGACUGUCACCUUCCCUUAUUCGUCCGCGCCGGUGAAGCGGAUCAAGGAGAUCCAGUUCGGUGUCAUGAGUCCAGAGGAGAUCAUUGAGCACCCGGAGGUCAUGGACGAGAACGGCAAACAGAAGGUCGGCGGUCUGAUGGACCCUAAGAUGGGAACUAUCGACCGUAACUUCAAGUGUCAGACGUGUUCAGAAGGAAUGGCCGAAUGCCCCGGCCAUUUUGGUCACAUCGAGCUUGCGCGACCCGUUUUCCAUGCCGGAUUCAUCGUCAAGGUGAAGAAGAUCCUGGAAUGCGUUUGCUACUCGUGCGGCAAGCUCAAGGUCGACAUGCGCGACCCCAUGGUCCAGAACAUCGUCCGUCGCAUCAAGCCUCAGCACCGUCUCAAGGCAAUCUGGGACCUUGCGAAGGCGAAGAAUGUGUGCGAAGCCGACUCUUUGGAGGAGAACGAUGCGGAACAGGACGAGUACGGAGAGAACAGCGGCCCCAAGCCCAAGACUGGACAUGGAGGAUGCGGUCACCACCAGCCCGCUUACCGAAAAGAGGGCCUGAAGUUGAUCGCUGUCUUCAAGCCCUCCAAGGACAAGCAGGAGGAGGGAUCGGAGCCGGAGCGCAGAAACAUCUCUGCUGCUGAGUGCCACAACAUCCUGAAGAAGAUCCCUGAUGAGGAUCUUCUCAUUAUGGGUCUCAACGCCGAGUAUGCGCGCCCCGACUGGAUGAUCCUCACCGUUCUUCCUGUGCCUCCUGCCGCUGUCCGCCCGUCCAUUUCUGUUGACGGUGGUGCUAUGCGCUCUGAGGAUGACUUGACGUACAAGCUUGGUGAAAUCCUUAAGGCCAGCGCCCAGGUUCGUAAACUCGAGGCAGAGGGUGUUCCGCCAUCGGUAGUGAACGAGCACUUCGACCUCCUCCAGUUCCACGUCGCGACCUAUAUGGACAACGAUAUCGCCGGUAUCCCCCAGGCUCUGCAAAAGUCCGGCCGCCCGGUGAAGGCCAUCCGUGCUCGUCUGAAGGGCAAGGAGGGUCGUCUGCGUGGUAACCUCAUGGGCAAGCGUGUCGACUUCUCCGCCCGUACCGUCAUUACGGGAGAUCCAAACCUUCAGCUCGACCAGGUCGGUGUGCCGCGCAGUAUCGCCAUGACUUUGACGUACCCGGAGCGAGUGACGCCUUACAACAUCAACUAUCUCCAGCAGCUCAUCAACAACGGUCCAGCCACUUACCCUGGUGCUCGUUACUAUGUGAAGGAUACCGGAGAGAGAAUAGACUUGAAGUACCGCAAGUCUGGAGAGCCGAUUCCUCUGCAGUUCGGCUGGAUCGUCGAGAGACAUCUGAAGGAUGGCGACUACGUUCUUUUCAACCGUCAGCCGUCUCUCCACAAGAUGUCUAUGAUGAGUCACCGUGUCAAGGUGAUGAACUACUCGACCUUCCGUCUCAACCUCUCGGUCACGUCACCGUACAACGCCGACUUCGACGGAGACGAGAUGAACUUGCACGUCCCGCAGAGUGAGGAGACGAGGGCAGAGCUGUCCCAGAUCGCUUGGGUUCCCCGACAGAUUAUCUCCCCGCAAGCCAACAAGCCCGUCAUGGGCAUUGUCCAGGACACGCUCUGUGGUGUUCGAAAGUUCACCCUUCGAGACAACUUCUGCGACUGGGCAUUCGUCCAGAACCUGCUGCUGUGGCUGCCGGACUGGGAUGGAACUAUCCCCCCACCUGCCAUUCUGAAGCCCCGACCAAUGUGGACGGGCAAGCAGCUGGUUUCCAUGUGUAUCCCUAAGGGUAUCAACAUUGCGGCUCACGACAACGAGCGCCCGUCGCCCAUCGAUGUGACCGACCAGAACGUUCUCGUUGACAAUGGAGAGUUGGUCUAUGGAACGAUCACCAAGAGCAUGGCUGGUGCCGCGUCCAACGGUCUCAUCCACGUCAUCUUCCGAGAGCUUGGUCACAUCAAAGCUCGCGACUUCUUCUCGGCCAUGCAGCGAGUCAUCAACUUCUGGCUCCUCCACAACGGUUUCAGUGUUGGUAUCGGAGACACGAUUGCAGACAGCGCGACGAUGGCUGCCGUCAACAACCGUCUUGUGGAGGCCAAGGACACGGUUCAGGCGUUCAUCAGCGAGGCUGAGAACAACAAGAUGAAGCCCCGACCGGGUAUGACGAUCCGUGAAACUCUGGAGGCGGCGGUGUCCGGUGAACUCAACAAGGCGCGUGACUGGGCUGGUAAAACGGCACAGGACAACCUAAAGGCGGACAACAACGUCAAGCAGAUGGUUGUCUCCGGUGCCAAGGGUUCGUUCAUCAACAUCUCUCAGAUGUCGGGAUGUGUCGGUCAGCAGAUCGUCGAGGGUAAACGUAUUCCGUUCGGUUUCCGACACCGCACACUCCCCCACUUCUCGAAGGAUGACUACGGACCGGAAUCUCGUGGUUUCGUCGAGAACUCGUACCUCCGUGGUCUGACCCCUCAAGAGUUCUUCUUCCACGCCAUGGGUGGACGUGAGGGUCUCAUUGACACUGCGGUCAAGACUGCCGAGACGGGUUACAUCCAGCGUCGACUUGUCAAGGCCAUGGAGGACCUCAAGGUCGGCUAUGACGGAACCGUGCGCAACUCGGGUGGUGAUAUCAUCCAGUUCCUCUACGGUGAGGACGGCAUGGAUGGAGCCAUGAUGGAGAAGCAGACUCUCGACACUCUCCGCUUGUCGGACGCGGCUUUCGAGUCGAAGUACAGGGUGGAUGUCCUCGGCGCUACGGGAGGCUUCAAGAAGGGAACUCUGGAGGCUGGUAUCGACCAAACAUCGGUCGAUCUGCAAAAGCUGCUGGACGAGGAGUGGGGUCAGUUGGUUGAGGACCGAAGGUUACUUCGAGAGGAGAUCUUCCCGGACGGUGACCCAGGACACCCUCUGCCGGUGAACAUCAAGCGUAUCAUCCAGAACUCGCAGCAAAUCUUCCACAUCGACAAGCGUCUGCCGAGUGACCUCGACCCUGCCUACCUCAUCGAGAAGAGGCAAGCUCUCUCCGACUCGCUGGUUGUGGUCCGUGGCGACGAUCCGAUCUCUCGGGAGAGCCAGCGCAAUGCUACGCUGCUCUUCAACAUUCUUCUCCGGUCCCAACUGGCGACUCGCCGAGUUCUUGAGGACUACCACCUUAGCAGGGUGGCGUUCGAUUGGGUUUGCGGAGAAAUCGAGACGCUGUUCAACAGGGCCAUCGUGGCCGCGGCCGAGAUGGUGGGAACGCUUGCCGCGCAGUCUAUUGGUGAACCCGCUACCCAGAUGACGCUCAACACCUUCCAUUACGCUGGUGUGUCCAGUAAGAGUGUCACCGGAGGUGUGCCGCGUCUGAAGGAGAUCAUCAACGUCGCGACCAACAUCCGUACGCCGGCUACCAACGUCUACCUCGACCCAGAGUACAGCAGGACGGAGCGCGAUGCCCAUCAGAUCUCGCGUAAGCUGACGUACACGCGUCUGCGAGACGUGACUGCUUCCGUGGAGAUCUUCUACGACCCGAAGCUCGACUCGACGGAUAUCGAGGAGGACAAGGAGUUCGUCGACGCAUUCUUCGCCAUCCCCGACGAAGACAUUCGUCUCGAGCUUCACUCGCCGUGGCUGCUGCGUCUGGAGCUUGACCGUGCCAAGGUUCUUGAGGGUGGAUAUGAGAUGGCCGACAUCGUCAGUGCUAUCGUCAGCACCGUCGGAAAGGACAUGUUCGUCAUCCACUCUGAAGACAACGCCGACAAGCUCAUCAUUCGUAUCCGUGUCGUGGCGGAGGAGAAGAUGGACGGCGAGGAGCUCCUGGGCGACGAGGACAUGUUCCUCAAGCGAAUUGAGCUGACGCUGCUGGAUGGAGUUGAGCUUGGUGGAAUCCCUGGUAUCACCCGUGUGUUCAUCUCUGAAGGCAAGCAGACCGUUCUUUCGCAGAAGGGAGAGUAUGACCAGCAGCAGGAGUGGUUCCUCGAGACCGACGGUAUCAACCUGCAGCAGGUCAUGGCCGUCGACGGUGUCGACUUCACGCGUGCCUACUCGAACAACUGUUACGAGGUCUGGCAGAUUCUCGGUAUCGAGGCUGGCCGCAACGCCCUGUAUAAGGAGUUGCACGGAGUCAUUGCUUCUGGUGGUUCUUACGUCAACUACCGUCAUAUGGCGCUUCUCUGUGACCUCAUGUGCAACAAGGGUCACCUCAUGUCGAUUACCCGUCACGGUAUCAACCGAACCGAUGCUGGUGCGCUGUCCAGGUGUUCGUUCGAAGAGACUGUCGAGAUUCUUCUCGAGGCCGCUGCCGUCGGUGAUGUCGACGACUGCCAGGGUGUCGCUGAGAACGUUCUUCUCGGCCAGAUGGCCCCUAUGGGUACCGGCGCGUUCGACGUCUCGCUCGACCUCGGCAUGCUCAAGGACGUCAUCGUUGACCACCGUCUGCCGGUGCAGAUCGCUCUUGCCCAGAAGGGUGCUGGCGGCAUGACGCCUGGUGGUGCCAUGACGCCUUACGACAACAUGUCGCCCAUGUGGAACGGUGGUGGCAUGGGUGGUGUUGCGUCUGCCUCGUUCUCGCCGAUGCAGACCAGCAACAACGACGAGGGUGGCUACGGUGCCAUGCCCUACGGCAUGUCUCCCAUGCAGGGCGGACAGUCACCGUACGCUCCCGGCGGUGCUGGCUUCUCGCCGACGUCUCCGUUCGCCACGGCCACCAGCCCGUACCAGCCGACCUCGCCUGCCUGGGGCGGAGCGGGCGGCAUGUCGCCUUGGGUUCCGCGGAACCAGGGCUACGGUGCGACGUCGCCGUCGUACUCCCCGACGUCGCCGCAAUACAACCCGACGAGCCCGAGGUACUCCCCGACGUCGCCGUCGUACUCUCCGACGUCUCCGGCGUACUCUCCCGCUUCGCCCGCUUACGGUGGCGGCCGCACAUCGCCUGGCUACAGCCCGACGUCUCCGGCGUACUCGCCCACGUCGCCGAUGGGCGCGACCUCGCCGCGGUACUCGCCCACUUCUCCGCAGUACUCGCCUGCCUCGCCUGCGUUCUCGCCGACGUCGCCUGCCUACUCCCCCACCUCCCCGCAGGCGUUCCAGGCCACGUCGCCGAAGUACUCGCCCACGAGCCCUGCCUUCUCGCCCACGAGCCCGUCCUACUCCCCCACCUCGCCCGUGUACAGUCCCACGUCGCCUUCGUACUCCCCCGCGUCGCCCGCGUACUCGCCCACCUCGCCCGUGUACAGUCCCACGAGCCCCGGCGGUCCUGGCCAGCAAGGACAGAACGGCGCCGCCCAGUCGCGCGGCUGGGGUACCGCCGGCCAGAGCAGGUACUCGAGCGACCCGAGCUGGAGCAAGAACAAGAAUGAUCGAGGGAUCGGCGAGCGACAAGAGGGCAAGCACCGUGAAAUUAGAUAG